CCAGAGCCGUAAAGCCAUUAUUAGCCAGUUAAAAAAACAGUCGUAAAAAUAAAAAUACAGAUUUUGUUUUGAGCCGAAUAAGAGAAACAAAUAUUUUAAAGUAAUAAUGAAACAGUUAAAAAAUGCAGAUGCGGAGCGCUUAAAUCCAUGUUUAAAGGAGCAAGAAAAGUCGUAUCAGUGUCUUAAUAAAAACGGAUUUGAUCGCGAAAAGUGUGAACCCUAUUUUGAUAACUAUAACACCUGUAAGAAAUUCUGGGGUAAAGUGACAAAAGACAGGAGAGCCAGAGGUAUAGUGCCAUAUUUACCUGAUGUUGAAGACAGGGAGAAAAUAAAAGCAGAAUAUGUUCAGAAGAUGGGAGGAAAAACUAAUCAAUAAAUAAUAAUCCAAUUAUACUAAUGGUUUAUGAAAUGUGUGGUUGUACUAUGAAUUCUGUCCAAGAAAGAAACAAGAUGUUUGAAAUUAGAGCCUUAUUUAAUUUCACUUGUUUUGUAACUUUGUAGUAUUUGGAUUUAUAUUGAGUGAAUAGAUAGGCAAAUCUGAUAUUAGCUUUUAGGCUAUUAUGACAGUUGGUCUGUUUAUGCAUAACACUAAAGCUGAGGUCAGACUGCUCAUACUUAAGGGCUUAUACACAAAACUGUGAUGUGUCACAUUGAAAAACCUGCCAGCUCGCACGUCGCGUCGCAAGAACUUGCGAAUUGAUUCGCAUCAAAUUCGAAGGAAUUGUCACCUUAUCGUGGAAGGGAAACGCCUUGCCUCACAUAAUCACAUCGCAGCAAUUCGUGUCACAUCUUUCUGCGUUGCGAAUACGCAUCGCGUCGCAUCACAGUUUUGUGUACAGUCCCUUAGAUGCAAGAUGUUGUAAGUCUUAGCAAAGUCAAAGUAUGCGCUCCAGUAGUCUGGUUAUUAUUUUGUUUUCUAUGUAGCAAUAUCAGGUAUUGAAAACAUAUCCAGCACACAAUUUUUUUCAACAGCAAUAUUGUUGUCACCACAGAUUAGGCAACAUACACUAAAAUUUUAGAACCAUUGAUGUUGGAAGAGCCGGUUGGUUGGUUCAGGACCAUCAAUAUUCUUACAUAAUCUUACAAAUAUAUCAAAAUGAUAGCAUUAUAAGUAUCAAUAUCUUUUCGCACUGCUGACAUCCCUAUUGUAUAUAACAUAGACUCUACAUAAUUUAGAUGUCAGAAGAAUUCUGAUCUCAGCCUCAAACUACUAGAAUGUUAAGACCAAUUAUUCACAGCUGUUGCAUAGUAAACAUACCUUGUCACAUUACAUACUUUUCCAAAUUAGAUCAAAAUCGGUUCAGUAGAAUUUGAGACCACACAGGGGUGAGACAGAGGGCAAAACUAGUAAGUAUGUAAUAUAUUAUUUCUUAUAUACUAAGUAAUAAUUAAAUAGAUAUACAGUAAAAUUGUGGCUUAUUCUAUUGUACCCAAUCUGUAAACUAAAUUGACAGGUUCAAAUCUAGUGUCAUCCUUUUCCACAGGCUGUAUUAUGAAAGGUAUAGUUUUAGUUAAGAGGUUUGUGUAUAACAGAAUUAGCCACAUGUGUGUAGCUAAUAUUUAAUUUAGUUUAUUGUUUGCAUUUCAUUAAUGUUAAAGGCUGAUGUGUAAAAAAGUACCACCUUAAGAAAUAUUAUAAUAGUAAUUUACUACUAUUUUACUUACUACCUCAUUAGUAAUUUAUGAAAAGGGUGCAUAAUAGGGGUUAUUAUUUGAAACACAAGUUUAAGAACCUAGCGAGGUUUUUGAUAGUGUCACACCUGAGAACUAAUUAUGUGCAUUUUCCUACACUACCUACUGUAUCUAAAUUCUUAGCGAAAAAUUCGUAAGUCUAUGUUCUAACCCAUAUCUCAAAAUCAUAAAAUCGUAAGUAACAUGUUUUGUCGUAAGCUUUUCUUGAGAUUGCUUGCAAAAGAUUGUUUCUGGUUUUUGUUGCUGAUUUUACUGAAUGUCAGAUGGAGUCAAAUUCUGCAGUUUUUUGUAAAUACCACACAGACAAUUUAGGGUUUUACGAUAUGAGCGUAGACUAAUCACCUUAUACCUAUACCCUAUAGUAUUUUACUGUGUGUUUGUAUAUUUAUACAGUAUUGUAAAUACUUUUAUUUUAUGCACAAUAAAUUACAAUUAAUAUUGGGUAUCAUUUUUUUUUCUUCAACCUUCCGUGGUAUUUAAUAUAUUAAACAAAAAUGGGGAUAAUCAAAAAAUAAAACAAAUAAUUUCUUUCUUAGUAGGUAUUAUAUUGUCACAUGAUAGUGUUUAGUGAGAAGCAAUGACAUGCCAGUCUGUGUAAAAGCGAUUAUCUAGCUAAGAGCUAACUAAGCUAUCACAAUCAAGGCAAAUUGGGAAGAACAUGUUCCAUAAUACAACCAACUAGACGCUAGAAGGAUUUUUACAAUAGCACAGAUU
Molecule: messenger RNA, 2406 nt
Organism: Maniola jurtina (meadow brown)
Lineage: Eukaryota; Metazoa; Arthropoda; Insecta; Lepidoptera; Nymphalidae
Product: coiled-coil-helix-coiled-coil-helix domain-containing protein 7
Exons: 3
Coding region: 107-376 (89 amino acids)
Source: RefSeq, a predicted model, not a curated record